This is a messenger RNA of Prunus dulcis (almond), 1430 nucleotides long. RefSeq lists its product as uncharacterized. The record is from RefSeq and is a predicted model, not a curated record. Bases 116 to 1126 code for a protein of 336 amino acids. NCBI's taxonomy places the organism in Eukaryota, Viridiplantae, Streptophyta, Magnoliopsida, Rosales, Rosaceae. The transcript has 10 exons. Gene Ontology annotation, molecular function: catalytic activity.
CAGCGGGGAUAGAGUAAACAGAGUCUGUAGACGAUAGAGAAAACACUGCAUCUGCGUUUCACUUCUUCAAUUUUCUCUUUUGCCCGAAGCUAAUCUCCCCUGCAGGUGACCAAAUAUGCUAAGUCUCACAGGCGGCUCUACACCAUCCAUUGCCGCGAAAUGCACUAUCCAAAGAGGCUUCAGGGUCCGGUCCGUUUCUGGGUUCCCUUCUUUCCUUCCCAAAGAGGUCGAAAAGAUCAAAGACCCUUUCGCUCGAAAGCUCGCUGCACGAAUCGAAAGGCUGCCUGUGAGCUUUGGAGAAAAUUGUGUGAUGAGUAGUUGUGUGAAGCCAUUGGUACAGAGCAACACAAGUCCAGUGGUUCUUCUCCAUGGUUUUGACAGCUCCUGUUUAGAAUGGAGAUACACUUAUCCAUUGCUUGAGGAAGCUGGCUUGGAGACUUGGGCUGUUGACAUUCUUGGCUGGGGUUUCUCUGAUUUGGAAAGACUUCCCUCCUGCAAUGUGGCCUCUAAGCGUGACCAUUUUUUCCAGCUUUGGAAAUCCUACAUCAAAAAGCCAAUGAUAUUGGUUGGACCAAGCCUUGGUGCUGCUGUUGCAAUUGACUUUGCAGUCAACCAUCCAGAAGCUGUCGACAGGCUGGUUUUGAUUGAUGCAAGUGUGUAUACAGAAGGCACUGGAGAUCUAGCAAGCAUGCCUAAAAUGUUAGCCUAUGCUGGAGUAUCUUUAUUGAAGAGUCUCCCACUGCGCUUCUAUGUAAACUUUUUGUGCUUCAGUGGCAUAUCACUCAGUACCAAUUUAGAUUGGACUAAUGUGGGCCGCUUGCAUUGUCUGUUUCCUUGGUGGGAGGAUGCAACUGUGGAUUUCAUGAUGAGUGGGGGUUAUAAUGUUAGUGCCCAGAUAGAACAGGUAAAACAGAAGACUCUUAUCAUAUGGGGUGAGGAUGACCAGAUUAUUAGCAGCAAGCUUGGAGUGAGAUUGCACUGUGAACUGCCAAAUGCAGUUAUACGACAAAUACCAGAUUGCGGACACAUUCCUCAUGUGGAAAAACCAAGCUCUGUUGCUAAAAUGAUUGUGGAAUUGGUUCAACAAGAUCAGUACAAAGAGAUUCAAUGUAUUUCUCAAAUUUGAAGGCUUACUUUUCAUCUCUGCUUAAUACUGAACGUACUUGUGUCCCAUUCUCAACCUCAUGGUUUCGUGGCAUUCACAAUUUCCUGUCCCGCCAUGUUUUUCUACAACUAGGGUUUUUCUUGUGCAUCUUUGAAAAGCUAGGUUCACGUUUAAAGCGUGCCAUCUCAUGAGAGUUGAGGGGAUAAUCCAUUUAUAGCAUGCUGAGAUGUAUGAUCCAUGAUUAGGAUAUGUAAAGACACACCCUCUUCAGAACUCAGAUACGUUAUUAGUUGAACAAGUAACUAGCAGUUUUACUUGCAGUCAA